UGGCCGAGCGCGUCGGUUCUGCUUCGGGCCCCGGCCGCCAGCCUCAUUCAUUGCUCCGCGGCUGAGCGGCCCCGCGUCGCCGCGAGCCGGCCCGAGGCCUGUGCGAGGGUGCCGGGGGAGCCCUGCGUGGCGGGGCGAGAGGCCGCCAUGGCCACUCUGGAAAAGCUGAUGAAGGCCUUCGAGUCCCUCAAGUCGUUCCAGCAGCAGCAGCAGCAGCAGCAGCAGCCGCCGCCGGCCGCGCCUCAGCCGCCGCAGCCGCAGCCGCCGCCGCCGCCCCCGCUGCCUGCCCCGCCGCCGCCGCCCGGCCAGGCCCUGGCGGAGGAGUCGCUGCACCGACCAAAGAAAGAACUUUCAGCUACCAAGAAGGACCGUGUGAACCAUUGUCUGACGAUAUGUGAAAACAUAGUGGCACAAUCUCUCAGAAAUUCUCCAGAAUUCCAGAAGCUCCUGGGCAUUGCGAUGGAGCUGUUUCUGCUGUGCAGCGACGAUGCUGAGUCCGAUGUCAGGAUGGUGGCUGACGAGUGCCUCAACAAGGUCAUCAAGGCGUUGAUGGAUUCUAACCUCCCAAGAUUGCAGUUAGAACUCUAUAAAGAAAUUAAAAAGAAUGGCGCCCCUCGAAGUUUACGUGCCGCCCUGUGGAGGUUCGCUGAGCUGGCUCACCUGGUCCGGCCUCAGAAGUGCAGGCCCUACCUGGUAAACCUCCUGCCGUGCCUGACUCGAACCAGCAAGAGACCCGAGGAGUCCGUCCAGGAGACCUUGGCUACGGCUGUCCCCAAAAUUAUGGCUGCUUUUGGCAACUUCGCAAAUGACAAUGAGAUUAAGGUUCUCUUAAAGGCUUUCGUCGCAAACCUGAAGUCGAGCUCCUCGGCCGUCCGGCGCACAGCAGCCAGCGUGGCCGUGAGCGUCUGCCAGCACUCGCGGAGGACACAGUAUUUCUAUAGCUGGCUGCUGAACGUGCUCUUAGGUUUGCUGGUUCCUGUGGAGGAAGAGCACCCCACAGUCCUGGUCCUUGGGGUGCUGCUCACACUGCGCUAUCUGGUGCCCCUGCUACAGCAGCAGGUCAAGGAUACCAGCCUGAAGGGCAGCUUUGGGGUGACACGCAAGGAGAUGGAAGUCUGCCCCUCGGCAGAGCAGCUUGUCCAGGUUUAUGAGCUGACGCUGCGCCACACCCAGCACCACGACCACAACGUUGUCACAGGGGCACUGGAGCUGUUGCAGCAGCUCCUGCGAACCCCCCCACCGGAGCUCCUGCAAGCUCUGACUACACCAGGCGGCCUUGGGCAGCUUGCCGCCGCCAGAGAGGAAUCCAGCAGCCGGAGUCGCAGCGGGAGCAUUGUGGAACUUCUCGCUGGAGGGGGUUCCUCAUGCAGCCCUGUCCUUGCCAGAAAGCACAAAGGUAAAGUGCUCCUGGGAGAAGAGGAAGUCUGGGGAGAUGACUCGGAGUCGAGGUCUGACGCGAGCAGCUCAGCCUUCGCAGCCUCUGUCAAGGAUGAGAUCGGGGCCGAGCUGGCUGUGGCCUCAGGAGUCGCCGCUGUUGGUGCUGUGGACCAUGACAUCAUCACGGAGCAGCCGCGCUCCCAGCACACGCUGCAGGCGGACUCUGUGGAUCUGUCCAGCUGUGACCUGGCCAGUGCCGCCACCGAUGCGGACGAGGAGGACAUCUUGAGCCACAGCUCCAGCCAGAUCAGUGCUGUCCCCUCCGACCCUGCCAUGGACCUCAACGACGGGACGCAGGCCUCCUCUCCCAUCAGUGACAGCUCCCAGACCACCACCGAAGGGCCUGAUUCCGCUGUGACACCGUCAGACAGCUCUGAAAUUGUGCUGGACGGUGCCGACAGCCACGACGUGGGCACACGGCUUGGACAGCUCCAGGAUGAAGGAGAGGAAGAAGAGGCCUUCAGGAACUCUUCCCUUGCCCUUCAGCAGGUCCAUUCGUUGAAGACCACCGGUCACAGCAGGCAGUCCUCCGACAGUAGCCUGGAGAGGCUUGUUCCCCGAGAUGAGGAUCCGGAAACCAAGCUGUGCCGCAUCAGAGGCGACAUAGGACAAGCCACUGAUGGCGACUCUGCUCCUCUCGUCCACUGUGUCCGCCUUUUAUCAGCGUCCUUUUUGCUGACUGGCGAGAAGAGCGUGCUGGUUCCGGAUAGGGACGUGAGGGUCAGCGUGAAGGCCCUAGCCCUCAGCUGCAUCGGGGCAGCGGCGGGCCUUCACCCCGAAUCCUUCUUCAGCAGACUGUACAAAGCUCCUCUUGACACUGCGGAGUCCCCCGAGGAGCAGUAUGUGUCGGACAUCCUCAGCUACAUCGAUCAUGGGGACCCCCAGGUCCGAGGAGCCACGGCCAUCCUGUGCGGGACCCUGGUCUGUGCCAUCCUCAGCCAGUCCCGCUUCCGCGUGGAGGACUGGAUGGGUACUGUGAGAGCCCGGACAGGAAACACAUUCUCUCUGGCGGAUUGCAUUCCUUUGCUGCAGAAAACGCUGAAGGAUGAAUCUUCCGUUACCUGCAAGUUGGCAUGUGUGGCCGUGAGGCACUGCAUCAUGAGUCUCUGUAGUAGCAGCUAUAGUGACCUGGGCUUGCAGCUGCUCAUCGAGCUGCUGACCCUGAAGAACAGCUCCUACUGGCUGGUGCGGACGGAGCUCCUGGAGACCCUUGCCGAGGUUGACUUCAGGCUCGUGAGCUUUUUGGAGGCGAAAGCCGAGAGCUUGCAUCGGGGCGCUCGUCAUUACGCGGGGCUUUUGAAGCUGCAAGAGCGAGUGCUUCACAAGGUUGUCAUCUACCUGCUUGGGGACGAGGACCCCCGGGUGCGCCGCGUCGCAGCGGCCUCCUUGAUAAGGCUCGUCCCGAAGCUGUUCUAUCAGUGUGACCAAGGACAGGCAGACCCGGUGGUGGCCGUGGCGAGAGAGCAAAGCAGUGUGCACCUGCAGCUGCUCAUGCACGAGACACAGCCUCCUUCUCACUUCUCCGUCAGCACUGUCACCAGAAUCUAUAGAGGCUAUAACUUAUUACCAAGCUCAACAGAUGUCACUGUGGAGAAUAACCUCUCAAGGGUCGUGGCGGCACUCUCUCAGGAGCUCAUCACCUCGACCACGCGGGCGCUCACAUUCGGAUGCUGUGAAGCUCUGUGCCUCCUCUCGGCUGCCUUCCCGGUUUGCGUGUGGAGUUUAGGCUGGCAUUGUGGGGUGCCCCCGCUGAGCGCCUCGGAUGACUGCAGGAAGAGCUGCACCGUGGGCAUGGCCGCGACCAUCCUCAGCCUGCUCUCCUCGGCCUGGUUCCCGUUAGACCUCUCAGCCCACCAGGACGCACUGGUGUUGGCCGGAAACCUGCUGGCAGCCAGUGCUCCCAGGUCCCUGAGAAGUCCUUGGACCUCCGAGGACGAAGCCAGCCCAGCAGCCCCCAAGCAGGAGGAGGUGUGGCCGGCGCUGGGCGACCGCAGCCUGGUGCCCAUGGUGGAGCAGCUCUUCUCGCACCUGCUCAAGGUGGUCAACGUGUGCGCUCACGUCUUGGAGGAUGUGGCUCCUGGACCAGCUGUCAAGGCAGCCUUGCCUUCUCUGACAAACCCCCCUUCUCUGAGUCCCAUCCGACGGAAAGGCAAAGAGAAAGAGCCUGCGGAACAGGCUUCUGCUCCCAUGAGUCCCAAGAAGGUCGGCGAGGCCAGUGCAGCCUCUAGAGCAGCGGAGCCCUCAGGGCCUGUGACCACAAGCAGGCCCUCAGCACUGGGAAGCUUCUGCCACCUUCCUUCGUACCUCAAGCUGCACGAUGUCCUGAAGGCCACGCACGCUAACUACAAGGUCACCCUGGAUCUGCAGAACAGCACCGAGAAGUUUGGGGCGUUCCUGCGCUGCGCUUUGGACGUCCUCUCUCAGCUCCUGGAGCUGGCGACGCUGCAAGACAUCGGAAAGUGUGUCGAGGAGAUCCUCAGCUACCUGAAGUCCUGCUUCAGUCGAGAGCCGACGAUGGCCACGGUCUGCGUGCAGCAGUUACUGAAGACACUCUUUGGGACGAACUUGGCUUCCCAGUUUGAUGGCAUAUCUUCCAACCCCAGCAAGUGCCAAGGCCGAGCGCAGCGUCUCGGCUCAUCCAGUGUGCGGCCAGGCCUGUACCACUACUGCUUCAUGGCUCCCUACACCCACUUCACGCAAGCCCUGGCUGACGCCAGCCUGAGGAACAUGGUGCAGGCCGAGCACGAGCACGACACCGCGGGAUGGUUUGAUGUGCUGCAGAAAGUGUCGACACAGUUGAAGACAAACCUCACGAAUGUCACAAAGAACCGUGCAGAUAAGAACGCGAUCCACAGUCACAUCCGUCUGUUUGAGCCUCUUGUCAUCAAAGCGCUCAAGCAGUAUACAACCACGACAUCCGUGCAGCUGCAGAAGCAGGUCCUCGCGCUGCUGGCACAGCUGGUGCAGCUACGUGUCAACUACUGCCUCCUGGAUUCAGAUCAGGUGUUCAUUGGGUUCCUGCUGAAGCAGUUUGAAUACAUCGAAGUGGGCCAGUUCAGGGAAUCAGAGGCCAUUAUUCCCAACAUCUUUUUCUUCCUGGUAUUGCUAUCUUAUGAACGCUAUCAUUCCAAACAGAUCAUUGGGAUUCCCAAAAUCAUUCAGCUCUGUGAUGGCAUCAUGGCCAGUGGGAGGAAGGCUGUGACACACGCCAUCCCUGCCCUGCAGCCCAUCGUCCACGACCUCUUCGUGUUGAGAGGAACCAACAAGGCUGACGCAGGGAAAGAGCUAGAGACCCAGAAGGAGGUGGUGGUGUCCAUGCUGCUGAGACUCGUCCAGUACCAUCAGGUCCUGGAGAUGUUCAUUCUCGUCCUGCAGCAGUGUCACAAGGAGAACGAGGACAAGUGGAAGCGGCUGUCACGACAGGUGGCUGACGUCAUCCUCCCGAUGCUAGCCAGGCAGCAGAUGCACAUCGACUCUCAUGAAGCUCUUGGAGUGCUAAAUACCUUGUUUGAGAUUUUGGCCCCUUCCUCCCUGCGUCCGGUGGACAUGCUUCUUCGGAGUAUGUUUGUCACCCCAAGCACGAUGGCGUCUGUGAGCACCGUGCAGCUGUGGGCAUCAGGGAUCCUGGCCAUCCUGCGGGUUCUGAUUUCCCAGUCCACGGAAGACAUUGUUCUCGCUCGCAUUCAGGAGCUCUCCUUCUCUCCAUACUUAAUCUCCUGUCCAGUAAUUGCCAGGCUGAGAAAUGGGGAUGGGGAUGCCGCAGCGGAAGGACACAGUGAAGAGAAACAAAUGAAGAAUUUGCCAGAAGAAAUAUUUUCAAGGUUCCUGGUGCAGCUGGUUGGUAUCCUGCUAGAGGACAUCGUCAGCAAACAGCUCAAGGUGGACAUGAGCGAGCAGCAGCACACGUUCUACUGCCAGGAGCUCGGCACGCUGCUCAUGUGUCUCAUCCACAUCUUCAAGUCUGGAAUGUUCCGGAGAAUCACAGCAGCCACCACGAGACUCUUCAGCAGUGACAGCUGUGAGGGCAGCUUCUACACCCUGGAGAGCCUGAAUGCGCAGGUGCGCUCCAUGGUGCCCACGCACCCGGCCCUGGUACUGCUCUGGUGUCAGAUCCUGCUGCUGGUCAACCACACCGACCACCGCUGGUGGGCGGAAGUGCAGCAGACGCCCAGGCGACACAGUCUGUCCAGCACCAAGCUGCUCGGGCCGCAGGUGUGUGCAGAGGAGCCCGCUGCGGCAGCGGGCCUUGGAGUGUGCAACAGAGAGAUCGUCCGGAGGGGGGCGCUCGUCCUCUUCUGCGAUUACGUGUGUCAGAACCUGCAUGACUCCGAGCACCUGACGUGGCUCAUCGUGAACCACGUCCAGGACCUCAUCAGCCUGUCCCACGAGCCUCCCGUGCAGGACUUCAUCAGCGCCGUGCAUCGCAACUCUGCAGCCAGCGGCCUGUUCAUCCAGGCUAUCCAGUCCCGUUGUGAAAACCUCUCGACCCCAACCACACUUAGGAAGACCCUGCAGUGCCUGGGAGGGAUCCACCUGAGCCAGUCGGGGGCUGUGCUCACACUGUACGUGGACAGGCUGCUGUGCACCCCGUUCCGCGUGCUGGCACGCAUGGUGGACACCCUGGCCUGUCGCCGAGUGGAAAUGCUCUUGGCUGCAAACGUGCAGAGCAGCACGGCCCAGUUGCCAGUGGAAGAACUAACCAGGAUCCAGGGAUACCUGCAGAGCAGCGGGCUCGCGCAGAGACACCAAAGGCUCUAUUCCCUGCUGGACAGGUUCCGUCUGUCCACCGUGCAGGACUCGCCUAGCCCCUCACCCCCGGUCACGUCCCACCCGCUGGAUGGGGAUGGGCACAUGGCCCUGGAAGCAGUGAGUCCAGAUAAAGACUGGUACAUUCGUCUUGUCAAAUCCCAGUGUUGGACCAGGUCAGAUUCGGCGUUGCUGGAAGGUGCCGAACUGCUGAAGCGGCUUCCUUCCGAAGACUUGACAGCCAUCAUGAUGAACUCGGAAUUCAACCUGAGCCUGUUAGCUCCGUGCUUAAGCCUCGGCAUGAGUGAGAUAUCCAGUGGCCACCAAAGCCCACUUUUUGAAGCAGCCCGGGCAGUGACCCUGGACCGGGUGGCCAGCCUCGUCCAGCAGCUGCCUGCUGCCCACCAAGCCUUCCAGCCCUUCCUGCCUGUAGAGCCCACAGCCUACUGGAGCAAGAUGAGCCGUCUGUUUGGAGAUGCUGUACUCUACCAGGCCCUGGUCACGCUGGCUCGGGCCCUGGCGCAGUACCUGGUGCUGACCUCCAGGCUACCUGCCUGUCUGCACCUUCCUCCGGAGAAGGAGAGGGACACAGUGAAGUUUGUAGUGAUGACACUUGAGGCCCUGUCGUGGCACCUGAUCCACGAGCGGAUCCCACUGAGUCUGGGUCUGCAGGCGGGACUGGACUGCUGCUGCCUGGCCCUGCAGCUGCCCGGCCUCUGGGCUGUGGUCUCCUCCGCCGAGUUUGUGACCCACGCCUGCUCCCUCAUCCACUGCGUGCGCUUCAUCCUGGAAGCUGUUGCAGUGCAGCCUGGAGACCAGCUUCUCAGUCCAGAGAGGAGGAUGCACACUCCAAAGGCCGUCCGGGAGGACGCAGGGAACCCCAGCUUGCACAGUCAUGGGUGCAUCAGUGCAGCCUGCGAGAUGGUGGCGGAGAUGGUCGAGUGCCUGCAGUCGGUGCUGGCUUUGGGUCACCGGAGGAAUAGCAACUUGCCUGCCUUCCUCACUGCCCUGCUGAGGAACAUUGUGGUCAGCCUGGCCCGCCUGCCCUUGGUCAACAGCUACACGCGGGUUCCGCCACUGGUGUGGAAACUCGGCUGGUCCCCCAAGCCAGGAGGGGAUUUCGGAACCGUGUUCCCCGAAAUCCCUGUGGAGUUCCUUCAGGAAAAAGAAAUCUUCAAGGAAUUCAUCUACCGCAUCAACACGCUGGGAUGGACCAGUCGGACCCAGUUUGAAGAAACGUGGGCCACCCUUCUUGGUGUCCUGGUGACUCAGCCCCUUGUGAUGGAGCAAGAGGAAAGCCCACCAGAGGAGGACGUGGAAAGGACGCAGAUCAACGUGCUGGCUGUGCAGGCCAUCACGUCCCUGGUGCUCAGUGCCAUGGCCGUGCCCGUGGCUGGCAACCCCGCUGUCAGCUGCCUGGAGCAGCAGCCCCGGAACAAGCCCCUGAAAGCUCUGGAUACCAGGUUUGGGAGGAAACUGAGCGUGAUCCGAGGCAUUGUAGAAGAGGAAAUUCAAGCGAUGGUUUCCAAGAGAGAAAAUAUCGCCACCCAUCAUUCAUACCAGGCGUGGGAUCCUGUCCCUUCCCUGUCCCCAGCUACGACAGGUGCCCUCAUCAGCCAUGACAAGCUGUUGCUGCAGACCAACCCCGAGCGUGAGCUGGGCAACACAAGCUACAAGCUUGGCCAGGUGUCUAUUCACUCCGUGUGGCUGGGGAAUAGCAUCACGCCCCUGAGAGAGGAGGAGUGGGGAGAGGAAGAAGAGGAGGAGGCCGACGUCCCCGCACCAUCCCCUCCUCCCACAUCACCUGUCAACUCCAGGAAGCACCGGGCCGGUGUGGACGUCCACUCGUGUUCGCAGUUCCUGCUCGAGCUGUACAGUCGCUGGAUCCUGCCGUCCAGUUCAGCCAGGAAGACGCCUGCCAUGCUCGUCACCGAGGUGGUCCGCUCGCUUCUGGUUGUCUCCGACUUGUUCACUGAACGCAACCAGUUUGAGAUGAUGUAUAUGACGCUGACGGAGCUGCGGAGGGUGCACCCCUCGGAAGACGAGAUUCUUGUCCAGUACCUGGUGCCUGCUACCUGCAAGGCGGCUGCCGUCCUCGGCAUGGACAAGGCUGUGGCAGAGCCCGUCAGCCGCCUGCUGGAGACCACGCUUAGGAGCAGCCAUCUUCCCAGCCGGAUUGGAGCCCUGCACGGCGCCCUGUAUGUGCUGGAGUGUGACCUCCUGGACGACACAGCCAAGCAGCUCAUCCCUGUCCUCAGCGACUACCUCCUGUCCAACCUCAGAGGGGUAGCCCACUGCGUGAACACCCACAGCCAGCAGCACGUGCUGGUCAUGUGCGCCACUGCCUUCUACCUGAUCGAGAACUACCCCCUGGACGUGGGGCCAGAAUUCUCAGCAUCAAUCAUACAGAUGUGUGGAGUGAUGCUGUCUGGCAGCGAGGAGGCCACGCCCUCCAUCAUCUACCACUGCGCCCUCCGAGGCCUGGAGCGCCUCCUGCUCUCAGAACAGCUCUCCCGGCUGGACGCAGAGUCCCUGGUCAAGCUGAGUGUGGACAGGGUGAAUGUUCACAGCCCGCAUCGGGCCAUGGCCGCCCUGGGCCUCAUGCUCACCUGCAUGUACACAGGGAAGGAGAGACUGAGCCCUGGGCGGGCCGCGGACGCUAAUGCUGCAGCCCCGGACAGCGAGACCGUGAUUGUCGCCAUGGAGCGGGUGUCUGUUCUUUUCGACAGGAUCAGGAAGGGCUUCCCCUGGGAGGCCAGAGUGGUGGCGCGGAUCCUGCCUCAGUUUUUAGACGACUUCUUCCCGCCCCAGGAUGUCAUGAACAAAGUCAUCGGGGAGUUUCUGUCCAAUCAGCAGCCGUACCCGCAGUUCAUGGCCACUGUUGUGUACAAGGUCUUUCAGACGUUGCACAGCGCCGGGCAGUCAUCCAUGGUCCGGGACUGGGUGAUGCUCUCGCUGUCCAACUUCACGCAGAGGACCCCGGUCGCCAUGGCUGUGUGGAGCCUCUCCUGCUUCUUUGUCAGCGCCUCCACCAGUCCGUGGGUGUCAGCAACCCUCCCGCACGUCGUCAGCAGGAUGGGCAAGCUGGAGCCGGUGGACGCGAACCUUUUCUGCCUGGUUGCCACAGACUUUUACCGACACCAGAUAGAGGAGGAGCUCGACCGCAGGGCCUUCCAGUCGGUGUUUGAGGUGGUGGCAGUGCCAGGAAGCCCAUACCACCGGCUGCUGACUUGUCUGCGAAAUGUCCACGAGGUCGCUGCCUGCUGAGAGCCCCUGGCGGGAGAGACGCCGAGGAGGCCGUGGCUGGGACCAGGUCCUGUGUCCAUGCCGCGAGGCAGCCAGGAGGCGUGCGUGUCUCUGCCAAGUGGCUCUGGUGGGCACUGAGGCUGAUCAGGGAGCCAUGCGGCUCCAUGAGGUGGGACCCGAGUCCUCAGAGGGCACGUGCUGCUGGGCUGCCGGCCCUUGUGCCAGCCGCGGCCACCUGCCACUGACCAGCUGUCUGUCUUUCUCCCUACGUCCGCCUGUCAUUGCCGCCAGGUCGCGGCUCCCUCAGUCUGGGAUGCAAGUCCUCUUGCGGGCUGGCUGCUGGCCCAGGGGAGACACAGGAGCCACGGCCGGCCUGGGCGCUUGUGCAGGUGUUUGUUGCAGUGGCCGCCAGGCCAGCAGCUGGUGCCAUGCCCUGCUGUCCUCCCUCUCUCUGUUCUCUCAGGAUUUAAAGUUUAAUUCUAUCAGUAAAGAGAUUAAUUUUAA
Messenger RNA from Ochotona curzoniae (black-lipped pika), 9933 nucleotides. It is a transcript of the gene HTT, whose product is annotated as huntingtin. The transcript is spliced from 67 exons. Gene Ontology annotation, cellular component: nucleus; cytoplasm. The record is from RefSeq and is a predicted model, not a curated record. Gene Ontology annotation, biological process: microtubule-based transport. The coding region runs from base 148 to 9450 and encodes 3100 amino acids. NCBI's taxonomy places the organism in Eukaryota, Metazoa, Chordata, Mammalia, Lagomorpha, Ochotonidae.